AUGCUUAUUACGUUGAAAAAUCUGCAACAGCAAACUUUUCAAGUGGAUAUAGAUCCAUCAAAAACUGUAAAAGAAUUGAAAGAAAAGAUUCAUACAGAGAAAGGAAAUGAUUACCCUGCAGAAAAUCAAAGGCUUAUUUAUGCAGGUAAGAUACUCAAUGAUGAAACUCCUGUCAGUGAAUAUAACAUAGAUGAAAAAAAGUUUAUAGUAGUGAUGGUUUCUAAGCCCAAAGGGCCCCCUCCCUCUCAUCAAGGGCCAGCUGAUCCGACUGCACCUCCUGCAACAACAGCAGCACCUCCAGCCCAAGAAGCACAGCCUGCUCCUCCUCAAGAAGGAACGACACCUGCUGCUAGCAUUUCCCAAGCUGAAUCAACACUACUCAUGGGUGAUGAGUAUAGUACCAUGGUUCAGAACAUUGUUGAUAUGGGAUAUGAAAAGCCACAGGUUGAAGCAGCAUUGAGAGCUAGUUACAACAACCCUGACAGGGCUGUAGAAUAUCUUAUCAAUGGAAUUCCUCCAGAUCCAGAUGCAUCAGAGCAACCAACAGCAAAUGAUACAACAGGUGAACAAGGAGAAAGGACUGAAUCAUCAGAAGAGCCUCUUGGAUUUUUGAGGUCACAGCCUCAGUUCCAACAGAUGCGUUCUGUAGUACAACAGAAUCCUGAACUUCUUAAUACAGUCCUCCAACAAAUCGGCCAAAGCAAUCCUGCUCUCUUACAGCUUAUAUCACAACACCAAGAGGAAUUUGUCCGAAUGCUCAAUGAGCCUGUUAGCGCAAGUGGUGGUGGCGGCGGUGGCGGUGGUGGUGGAGGUGGUGGGGGUGGAGCUGAGGCAACACAAAACUCUACUACUACUCAAGUCCCAGUUACGCCCCAGGACAAGGAAGCUAUUGAAAGGCUAAAAGCUCUUGGCUUUCCUGAACACCUUGUUAUACAAGCGUAUUUUGCCUGUGAAAAAAACGAAAACCUUGCAGCGAAUUUCUUGUUAUCACAGACCUUAGAUGACUGA
Messenger RNA from Nezara viridula (southern green stink bug), 1008 nucleotides. The record is from the annotation of a GenBank genome assembly. Lineage: Eukaryota; Metazoa; Arthropoda; Insecta; Hemiptera; Pentatomidae.